This is a messenger RNA of Ipomoea nil (Japanese morning glory), 1851 nucleotides long. RefSeq lists its product as uncharacterized. Lineage: Eukaryota; Viridiplantae; Streptophyta; Magnoliopsida; Solanales; Convolvulaceae. The transcript is spliced from 4 exons. The coding region runs from base 1 to 1851 and encodes 616 amino acids. The record is from RefSeq and is a predicted model, not a curated record. Gene Ontology annotation, molecular function: zinc ion binding; nucleic acid binding.
AUGGAAAGGUUCAGGCCACUUCCCCAGCUUACAGGUGACAACUACGCAUACUGGAAGGCUCGAACAAGAACUCACCUUAAAGCCCAAGGAGAUCAGAUUUGGCGGGCGGUACUGACUGGUUGGACACCACCUACAAAAUCUGGAGAAAAAGACGGUGAUCCACCAGUGAUAAAACCUGAAACCGAGAGAACUCAAGUUGAAAUUACCACUGCUGGAUAUAACGAUAAGGCUCUUGACACAAUCUAUUCCUUAAUGCAUGAAAAUCAAUUUUCGUUGGUUACAGGUAUUGAUUGUGCAAAAAUUGCGUGGGAAAUACUCGAAACCACCUAUGAAGGUACGUGUUCAGUCAAACAGUCAAAGCUUCAGCUGGUAAAGACUGAAUUUGAAGAACUACGUAUGAACGAUGACGAAGAUAUUGCGAGUUUUCACGAACGCAUACAAGAGUUAGCUAAUCGAGCAACAAUUCUUGGAAAACCUUUCUCCCAACAAAAACUUGUCAAAAAAAUCCUAAGAUCUUUACCUCCGAGAUUCAGGAUGAAGGUAACCGCUAUUCAAGAACAUGAUGGCUGGGAGAACAAAUCAGUGGCUCAACUAAUGGGCAAUCUUCGAACCUAUGAAAUGGAAAUUCUUACUGAUCACACCAAAAAACAAAAGACAAUUGCAUUUGUCGCUGAAGAACAUGAUGAUACCGCUAACCCAGACGAAUCAGGUGAUGAUCCAGUUACAUUUUUAACUAAACAAUUUUCUAAUUUUUUGAAACAGAUAUCUCAGAAGAAUUCACAAAACAAAAAAUUUCAAAAAGGAGCAAGCUCAAACAUGUCGAAAACUGAUACAAAAACUAGCAUGCCAAACUCAAAACCUGCUGCCUUACGUCCAACCCGCUCCAGGGAAAAAUCAAACAACAAAGGAAUAAAAUGUUACGAGUGUGAGGGCUUUGGUCAUGUUCAAGCUGAAUGUCCAACUUAUCUUAGGCGAAAGAAGUCCAUGACAGCCACAACUUGGAGUGAUGACGAACCUGAAUCAGAAGCUGCUGGCUCUGGCGCAGAAGAAAUGUUCGGUAAUUUUGUAGCUUUUACUACUAGAGUUGCGACAUGUUCAGAACCUGGAGAUGCAUCUGACACGGAGGGUGGUGAAUACAACUCGACGGAAGACCAUGAAAUACUAGAUUUAUCUUAUGAAGUAGAGUUUAACAAGUUGUAUCCCAAGUGGGAAGCAUUACUUAAAGCAAAUCGUAUAGUGUCUAGUGAAGUUAGAGUAUUGCAAAAUGCUGUAAACGUGUUCAAAGGUCAAGUAGCAGAUAGGGACGCGUUAAUUAAAGAAUACACUGACCGAGAAGACAAACUGAAACAGGAAGUCAAGGAACUGAAGCUGGAACUGAGGUACGAGGACACAUCAGACCUGAGUGUUAUUACUUCUACAAAGAACAAAGGGCCGAAAAACAUAGCCAUAAGUAGGGAUGAAAAAUGGUACUUCGACAGCGGUUGCUCACAUCACAUGACUGGAAACGCAAAAUUUCUAAGUGACAUAAACACAAGCAACGGUGAAGUAACUUUUGGUGAUGGAGUCAAAGGACAAGUAACCGGAGUAGGUACUCUAAAUGUUGCAGGUCUACCGAAGUUGAAAAAGGUGCUACUGGUAAACGGACUCCAUGCCAACCUCAUAAGCAUUAGCCAACUUUGCGACCAAAACUGGAAUGUUAGCUUCACCAAAGACAACUGCAGUGUUAUGGAUAAUGAAAAACAAUGUGUUAUGGAAGGUUCAUGUGGCAAAAGAUUUAGUAAAAAGCAAAAAGGAACUAUUAUGGAGCUGUUCUCUCUAUUUCAUCGUCAAGCAAAAGUUAUCUGGUAUUAG